UAUGGGUAUAUGUAAUGUAUUCGCUUCGAGUUUUGUUUCAGCCUACAAGUCAAGUCAAUCCAAGGCGAGUAAAUCCGAGCGCCGAGCCACAUUUUUCCCUGAGGCAUGCGUGUUUGCUUCACGCUGCAUAAAACGAAUGGGCAGCUUACGUCUGACAUUUAGCACGGUCUUCACAUUUCUACGUGACGUCGUAAAACGUUAGCAAUUUUAUAACAGUGGCAAGGUUUAGCAGCAGGUACUUGUAACGCGUGCUUGUUUGACGUUUUGUGUGCAUGUAUCGUGUGCUUGUGGAUGUUGAUGCGAAAUAAAGUACCAGCGGCUUUAACAGUGGAAGAACGGCGUCGCUAGAGAAACUUCUUAUUCAACGUGGCGGUCCGAGAAUGAACGCGAAGCGAAGAAAAGGGCCAUCAAAAGCAGAGGAGAGAAAAGGAAGUGAGCAUCCUGCGAAGGCCCCACUUAACUUACGACGAAGGGUAACAGCACGAGUUCUGUUAUCUCUUGCACUGAUUGCGGUGCUGUACCUGUCAGCAGUUUGGAGGAGUAACGUUUCCACCACAUUUGCGAGCUUUAGCGAAAACUUGACUGUGAAGUUCCAGGCUGUUACGUGCUCAAAUGACUACAUCAAUGAGAGUCACCUGUUCCCUGAGUGCGUUCCAAGGAGGUGCGGACGAGUGGCUUCAGACAGUGUGGUUACCCCUGAAGAGGUCACAAAAUUGCGGCAGAUAGUACAAAACGGUAUGGCCCUGAGCCGAUCCAGCGGUGGUGCAUCCAUCCUGGAUCUACACUCUGGUUCUGUCUCUCAUGGCGAGGGGUUUGUUAAUAUCUAUAAGUUUGCUAAGAAAAAAGGUGUGCAAUACCCAUUUAACGAAGAGGAUUUUCAACUUUAUAGGCAAGUGAAGGAUAAAGUACACACACUGGUAUCUCAUCAGUUCGCUGUGCCUCCAAAGCACCUGUACCUCACUCACCCGACAUUCUUCUCAGAAAUGACAGACCGUGAGGCUCGCACUGUUCAUGACAACUACUGGCAAAUCCAUGUUGACAAGGAGACGUACGGGUCGUUUCACUACACUUCGCUGGUGUACCUGUCCGACUAUGGCCAGGACUUUGAGGGGGGUCGCCUCAUCUUCGUUUCUGACGCUGGAAACGCCACGGUGGAACCUAAGAAAGGACGCAUCGUGUCUUUCACCUCUGGCUCGGAAAAUCCGCACCACGUAGAGAAGGUUAUGAGAGGGGUUCGCUAUGCUCUGACGGUCUCCUUCAGCUGCGAUCCUGCUAAGGCCAUCGAAGACCCUCGGCCAGCCGCCUAGGCCGCGUAGCCAUCAAUAUCAUCACCUCUGCAUGGUGCGAGUGCUGAACACGGUCAUUGUGCAAGUCAUGCGUGCGUGGCGCUGUUCCGUCUAAUGUUUUCUCACCUUGCCGAGAAUCAGAUCAGCCUCUGACACAGAACGAAAUUGAAAGUGGUUCUUCGAUAUAAUGGUAGACAAAUGAUGAUGAUAGGUCCGAAGUGGACCCAGAAAUGCCAACAAUAAUAAAGCUAACAGAGGUAAUAUGAGUAUAACACACUGACGACUACACAACCACAUGGUACAUACAAGACUAGUGCACGGUGGUGGGGAGGAAAAACGACACCAGAACGAAAUCUCUAAGUGCAUAUUCCACAGUGUCUCAUCUAUGAUAACUAAUGUUCAUCCUAUUCCUUAUUAUUCAUUUCCUGCCUAUAGUGUCACAGGCAAACACAGGUGCCGGAACACCUGUUACGGGUCCAGUGCAAUUUAAUACCUGAUUUUGUGCACGUCAUUUCAAUAAAUCCUUACUAUACCCUA
Messenger RNA from Ornithodoros turicata, 1823 nucleotides. RefSeq names its product 2-oxoglutarate and iron-dependent oxygenase domain-containing protein 3-like. The record is from RefSeq and is a predicted model, not a curated record. Gene Ontology annotation, cellular component: membrane. The transcript is spliced from 8 exons. Gene Ontology annotation, molecular function: oxidoreductase activity, acting on paired donors, with incorporation or reduction of molecular oxygen; L-ascorbic acid binding; iron ion binding. Lineage: Eukaryota; Metazoa; Arthropoda; Arachnida; Ixodida; Argasidae. The coding region runs from base 381 to 1307 and encodes 308 amino acids.